Messenger RNA from Parus major (Great Tit), 4655 nucleotides. It is a transcript of the gene WDR20, whose product is annotated as WD repeat domain 20. The record is from RefSeq and is a predicted model, not a curated record. The transcript has 5 exons. Lineage: Eukaryota; Metazoa; Chordata; Aves; Passeriformes; Paridae. Gene Ontology annotation, molecular function: protein binding. The coding region runs from base 65 to 1861 and encodes 598 amino acids.
CGCCGGCGGCUGCGCAGUGUCGGCACAUCCGGGCACUGGGGCAGGAUGAGCGCUCCUUUCCAAGAUGGCGGCGGAGGGAGGUGGGAAGGAGAUGAACGAGAUUAAGACCCAGUUCACCACCCGGGAGGGGCUGUACAAGCUGCUGAGCCACUCGGAGUACAGCCGGCCUAACCGCGUGCCCUUCAACUCGCAGGGCUCCAACCCCGUCCGCGUCUCCUUCGUCAACGUCAACGACCAGAGCGGCAACGGGGACCGGCUCUGCUUCAAUGUGGGCCGGGAGCUCUACUUCUACAUCUACAAGGGGGUCCGCAAGGCUGCGGACUUGAGUAAACCGAUAGACAAAAGGAUAUACAAAGGAACACAGCCUACAUGCCAUGACUUCAAUCACUUAACAGCCACAGCAGAAAGUGUGUCUCUUCUAGUGGGCUUCUCUGCAGGCCAGGUCCAACUUAUAGACCCUAUUAAAAAAGAAACUAGCAAAUUAUUUAAUGAGGAAAGACUAAUAGACAAGUCCCGAGUAACCUGUGUAAAAUGGGUACCAGGUUCGGAAAGCCUUUUCCUAGUAGCUCAUUCCAGUGGCAAUAUGUACUUGUAUAACGUGGAGCACACUUGUGGUACCACAGCCCCGCACUACCAGCUACUUAAACAAGGAGAGAGUUUUGCAGUGCACACUUGCAAGAGUAAAUCCACAAGAAACCCUCUGCUUAAAUGGACAGUAGGUGAGGGGGCCCUGAAUGAAUUUGCCUUUUCCCCUGAUGGGAAGUUCUUGGCGUGUGUGAGCCAGGAUGGUUUUCUUCGCGUGUUUAACUUUGAUUCAGUGGAAUUGCAUGGUACAAUGAAAAGCUACUUUGGAGGAUUGCUAUGUGUGUGUUGGAGCCCCGAUGGGAAAUACAUAGUGACAGGCGGAGAGGAUGACUUGGUGACAGUUUGGUCUUUCGUGGACUGUCGAGUUAUAGCGAGAGGCCACGGACAUAAAUCGUGGGUCAGUGUCGUUGCGUUUGAUCCAUAUACCACUAGUGUAGAAGAGAGUGAUCCGAUGGAAUUUAGCGGAAGUGAUGAGGAUUUCCAAGACCUUCAUUUUGGCAGAGAUCGAGCAAAUAGCACGCAAUCUAGACUAUCCAAAAGGAACUCUACAGACAGUCGUCCAGUAAGUGUUACAUACAGAUUUGGUUCAGUAGGCCAGGACACACAGCUCUGUUUGUGGGAUCUUACAGAAGAUAUCCUCUUCCCCCACCAACCUCUCUCAAGAGCAAGGACACAUACAAAUGUCAUGAAUGCCACAAGUCCACCUGCAGGAAGUGGUGGAACUAACCCAGGAAGUAAUGGAAACAGUAUCACAACACCUGGAAACUCUGUACCCCCUCCUCUUCCACGGUCAAACAGCCUUCCACACUCUGCAGUCUCAAACGCUGGCAGUAAAAGCAGUGUCAUGGAUGGUGCCAUUGCUUCUGGCGUUAGUAAAUUUGCAACCUUAUCGCUACACGAUCGGAAGGAAAGACACCAUGAAAAAGAUCACAAGAGAAACCAUAGCAUGGGACAUAUAUCUAGCAAGAGCAGUGACAAACUGAACCUAGUUACUAAAACCAAAACGGACCCAGCUAAAACUUUGGGAACACCUCUCUGUCCCCGAAUGGAAGAUGUUCCCUUGUUAGAGCCUCUUAUCUGUAAAAAGAUAGCACAUGAAAGACUGACUGUGUUAAUUUUUCUUGAAGACUGUAUAGUCACUGCUUGUCAGGAGGGAUUUAUUUGCACAUGGGCAAGGCCUGGUAAAGUGAUUCAGCAGAACACAGACAUGGCUGUAUCUAGAUUCUCUCUGCACACCUGUCCAGGAGCUGGGGCAGAGUGUCGUCAUUCCUUCUAGGACUCUACAGGAGCUCUUUCCUCUGUGGACUCUGGUGCAGGGGUACUUCAAAGUUGCUUAGUGGAUGUAAUCUUCUGACAAGAAAGACCUUCCAGUUGCUGCUGGAUUUAAUAGAAUUGUGAAGAAUUCUUCAGUAAUGAACUAGUGAAUUCUGAUUCAACCUUAUCACUUUCCAACAAAACUUCCCUGGUAAAAAUUUCAGAAGUGCUUCAGUGUCUUGUUUGCUCUAAAGUUCUUCUUUCACCAUUUAGUCCUUAAGUAGUAACUAGGAAACUUCUUGUUCUCAUGAAAUAUGCAAGAUCUUUGCACAUCCUGAAUGUCAAGUGUAAAGAACAACCCACUUCAGUCUACCUCAUCAGUGUUUGAAUCAGAUAUUCCCUGCAUAAACAAAUAAAGGUGUUCAGGUUCUUUCAGGUGAGGUCUGUGGAAGACACCAAGGAAAGUGCCACAUGCUUUGUUAUAUCUAAAUGUCAUAUGGACCAUAUGCAAAUACACAGUCUGCCAUUAAUCCUCCAAACUAUCCAGGUUCAUGACGUGUCUGAAAUGAUAAUUUUUUUAAAAAGAAGGGCUUUGGUUUUAACAGAAGUUUGAUUACUUUAAUCCAGUCAGUCCGGCCCUCUUUCCCAUCUUUCCACCUCUUCUGAGGUCAGGGUUUACUUCCCUCAUCAUGACCUCUCAGUUCUUGGAUCCAAAUGUGAAAGAGCUCCUGUAGAUUCUGAAGAAGUGACAUAAUUCUGUCUUCUGUCUGUAUGCUAAUUGCUGCCUGAUCUUGUCUAGUUUGAUGGAUCUGAGUCCCAUGAUCUUAAUUUUGAGGUAAGACCAUAAGCUGGGAGCUGCUUAGAGGACUUGCUGAAAGUGCAUUUAUCAUACCUACGAGGUGAGGAGUUGCAUGGGGAUACUUGCUGGUGUGCUUCCAGCUGCCAGUGUGCUUCCAGCUGCCAGCAUGCUCCUUGGAAUGCUGGCACUCGGUAGAACUAAUGACCUUAUAAGAAGGCUAAAUUGUAUUUUGACAAUAAGCUUUUCCUAAAUAAGCCUGAUGAAGUUACUUUUAUGUGAAUGAUUAAAAAGGGGCUACUGUGCAUAAAUCUGAAAUGAAGUCUCCCCAUUGGUAUGCAUAGGUUUAAUCCAUAAGGUGUGGUUGCCUUAAUCCAGAGAAGCAGCCUCUGUGUAGUGAGGGGCACUGCACAGUCAUGGGGCUGUGUGUGAAAUAAGUAUUUUGAUUUGAAUGGCAGGGUAAUUAGAAGAGCUGGUACCAAGUUUUCCCAAGUGUGAACUUAAAUUGUAAUAGGAAAUCUUUACUGAACUCUUGUCACCGUUUCAUUCUGUUUUAAAAUUACCAAAACAAAUAUUUGGUUAGACGAUCUAUUUUUCUAUUCAAAGCCUGUAAUACUCAAUCACAUAGAAGAGAUGGAGUGUUUCCUUGUAUCAGGUCAGGUGUCAAACAUAUUGAUACUGGAAUAGGUUUGUUUGACACCACUCCAGUAAAAUGCUGAUCACUUUUUUGGUGUAUGAUUUUUAAAGUUUCACAGUUCACUACGACUCCGAGUGCAAGGUAGAUUAAACCAAAUGCUGGGAUCAGAUCCAUUCUGUGUCAUAAACGCACACGUUUCUUCCCGUCUGAGAGCUCUUUGUGUGCUGCUUGACUGAGACCGUGGUGACUUAGAGCCUUUGUAGGCAAGAAGGUGCUGAUGUGUCUGAAGUAAGCAGGUGUUGGUAAAAAUCAACUGUACUCAUUGUAGGUUCAGUUUAAGAACUUUAUAAAAUUCAUGUCAGGUUCUCUUGCUGGAUUAAUGUAAACUGCUUUGUUUGCAGGGUUUAUUGUCAUCCCAAAACCAGGCCAAUUCUCCAAGUGGAACUGUAGUAUAGCCAUCACACUACUGCUAGCAAAUCUCUGAACGCAGGACAAGAAGUAAUGACAGUGGAACCAGGAGCUGUUCUUCAGGCAAAGAGCAUCACAAAUUAUAAUGUGGCAGAGUGUAAAGAUGGAAUUAUGUGAAUCACAUAGUGACUUGGAAAGGACAAAUGUAAGGAGUUCUCACUACAGCUGAUCCUGCUAGGCUGCUCACCCAAGGAAGAGUUUGCAUUGGAGAAAAAGCAAAAAGCUUCCUUUAGUGCUGCAGGAAAAAGUAGUAACAUUUUUGUUUUCUUUAUACUUUUCAAGUCCAGUGUAAUUUAAUCUCUCUAUAAAUAUAUAAGAUAUAUAUAUAUAUAUAUAGUGUAAAAUAAGAUAUGUUUCUUAAAUUCAAGUAAGUUCAAUGGUUAAACUAGUACUUCACCAUUGUUUAUUUUGCACUGAUUUUUUUAACCAGAGAUGGCUAGAAGACAGCCUGGAAUGCACUCAUGGAAAAUGAAAGUCAUUACUUUCUGGCUUCAAAAUGUUUUUCAGGAAGAUGGAUGCUGCAAUCAUAGAUUUUUUUAAAACAAAAUUGUUUUGCACUUAAAUAGUUUAAUGCUUAUAGAGAAUUACUUUAAAAUUGGUGUCCAGACACCAGAAAAACUAUGUUGUGGAAAAAAGAUCCUUUGUAUCUAUUAAACAUUUAUUUUAAUAUUGUUGUUUCCAACUGCAAUCGGCUCUGUAUUAUAUGUAUAAAUAAUGUAAUUCAGUGAUGGGAGAGGGGAGUAAUGGAUCAUUACACUAGAAAUUCUCAUUCAUUUAAAAAAGUGAUAUUUCUAAUUCAGAAAAUACAUAUUAAACUAUCUUGAAUAUGCAUUUUUGUUUACUUUCUGUUCAAAUCCAAUCACUUUUGAUGUAACCAAUUCUUUGUUGAAUUAAAUGUUUGGUACAGAAAUACUA